Messenger RNA from Microtus oregoni (creeping vole), 2457 nucleotides. RefSeq names its product neuroligin 4-like. The record is from RefSeq and is a predicted model, not a curated record. Gene Ontology annotation, biological process: neuron cell-cell adhesion; synaptic vesicle endocytosis; postsynaptic membrane assembly. The coding region runs from base 1 to 1851 and encodes 616 amino acids. Gene Ontology annotation, molecular function: neurexin family protein binding; signaling receptor activity. The transcript has 3 exons. Gene Ontology annotation, cellular component: synapse; postsynaptic specialization membrane; cell surface. NCBI's taxonomy places the organism in Eukaryota, Metazoa, Chordata, Mammalia, Rodentia, Cricetidae.
AUGACGUCACUUCCGGGCCUCUUCCAGAAGACGAUCAUCCAGACCGGAACGGCCCUGUCGAUCUGGGCAGUGAACUACCAGCCAGCCAAGUCCACGCGGGCGCUGGCGGAGCAGCUGGGCUACGGCCCUGGGUCGUCGCCGGGGUCACCGGGGUCAUCGCCGGGGUCGUCACCGGGGUCACCCUCGCCGGGGUCGUGGGACACGUCGGCGCUGGUGCAGUGCCUGCGGGGCGCGGGCUGGCGGGAGGUGUCGCGGCCCCGGGUGCGAGUGGCGGCGGCGGGGGCGUACCACGUGGCGUUCGGGCCGGUGUUGGACGGGGACGUGAUCCCUGAUGACCCGCAGAUCCUCAUGGAGCAGGGCGAGUUCCACAACUACGACGUCAUGCUGGGCGUCAACCAGGGCGAGGGGCUGCGCUUCGUGGACGGCCUCGUUUGGGGCGGGGGCGCGGGUGCGAAUCACGACGGUGAAGACACGGCAGACACGUAUGACGACGACGGCGCAGGUGCAAGUCACGACGUCGACACGGGAAACGCGUACGACGGCGCGGAACGCACGAGUGCGAGUCGCGGCGAGGAUGGGGACGCACGUGCGAAUCACGACGGCGAAAACACGGAACACACGUAUGACGACGAAGGCGAGGACCCGCGCGGCGGCGUGGGGGCCGCCGCGUUCGACCACGCCAUCGCCACGUUCGUCGACCGGCUAUACGGCGGCGGGGACGGCGGGAACGGCGACGGGCGCGCGGCGCUGCGGGAGACGGUGAAGUUCAUGUACACGGACUGGGCGUCGCGGGAGCGCGGGGCAGCGUGGCGGCGGCAGACGCUGGUGGCGCUGUUCACGGACCACCAGUGGGUGGCGCCCGCCGUGGCCACCGCGGACCUGCACGCACGCUAUGGCUCGCCCACGUACUUCUACGCCUUCUGCCACCGCUGCGGGGGUGGGGCCGGGGGCGGGGCCGGGGGUGCAGGGGGCGGGGCCGAGGCCGCGCAGGGCGACAAGGUCCCCUACGUGUUCGGCGUCCCCAUGGCGACCUCGGACGACGCCGACGCCGCCGCCAACGACCUCUUCGCAUGCAACUUCUCCCACGAGGACGUCAUGCUCAGCGCCGUCGUCAUGACCUACUGGACCAACUUCGCCAAGAUGGGGGACCCCAACCGCCCGGUGCCACAGGACACCACGUUCCUCCACACGCGCCCGAACCGGUUCGAGGCGGUGGCCUGGUCCAAGUACGACCCGCGGGAGCAGCUGUACCUGCACAUCGGGCUGCGGCCCCGGGUUCGAGACCACUACCGCGCCGCCAAGGUCGCCUUCUGGCCCGAGCUCGUGACCCACCUGCACGGCCUGCGCGACCUCCUGCAGUACGUCAGCACCACCCCGCGGGCGCCCGGCGGGGACGGUGGCGGGGACACGGCCCACGCCAAAAACACGCGUGACCACGGCGCGGACGCCGCCGACAAGGACGCCCGCCGCGCGCACGGCAAGCCCUGGGCCGCCACGCGGAGGCCCGCGGUCACGGCGGCGAGGGGCGAGCACGGGCUGCGCCCACGCGGGACCCGCGCCCAAGGACACGCCAACCACGCGGAGGACGCCACUGUGCUGAUCGAGACGAAGCGCGACUACGCCACGGAGCUGAGCGUGACGAUCGCGGUCGGCGCCUCGCUGCUGCUGCUCAACGUCCUGGCCUUCGCCGCGCUCUACUACAAGAAGGACCGGCGGCGCCAUGAGACGCACCGGCGGCUGCACGCGGGACACGGGCGCCACGGCCACGGGGUCGGCGGGUUCCCGACGGCGGCGAAAAAAAACGCUGCCGCCGCCACCACCGCCGCCGACUCGGCCCGGCCAGCGCCAUGAUGGCGGCGUGGGCGGAAACGGCGUGGACGCGGCCACGGACGCCACCGCCGCCGCCAUCACGGGGGGGGGGAUCUGCGCAGCCUGCCCGCCCGACUACGCGCUCACGCUGCGGCGCUCGCCCGACGACGUCGCGCUCCUGGCGCCCAGCACCAUCGCCACGGCCACGGCGGGUGGGAUCGGCCUCCGGGAUGCUGGCGUUCAACGCCUUCGUGGGCGGCGUGGGCGGCGGCGGCGGUGGGGGGCAGAGCGGGUCGAACCUGCCGCACGGACACUCGACCACGCGGGUAUAGCGGGCGGGUGGCGGGUUCCGGUUACGUCCACGCGGACUCAUGCGGAGGAGACUCUCGAUUUCCCCCCCACCCGCGGUUUAAUCUCGUUUUUUGGGGGAGGGGCGCGGGUCUCCCCGUUUGCCGAUUUUUUUCGGUCCCGCGUGUGGCGCCCACCGGGAGGGUGUGGACUUUUAUCUUGACACGGACACGCGGACUCUGCUGGGGAAAAAAAAAUCGAUAAAAAAUAUAGACAUGAAAAACUCGUGGGACACGGGAAGCACAGACACGGACGCCGCCGUGGCCGCAGGACUGAAUUCGCGGGAACUUCGUGAACACG